AUGGACGCCGUCGACGUCUCAGAGCACUACGAGGUCACCACCGCCGAAGAAACACCCUCCCUCCUCUCCAUCGUCAUCGACACCAAUCCCCGUGCCUGGGCCGCACUAAACGACUCCCUCCCCCUGGCAAAAGCCAUCGCCAACAUCCUCGUCUUCGUCAAUGCCCACCUGGCCUUCAGCAAUGUCAACCAAGUCGCCGUUAUAGCCGCCCACGUGAAUCGCGCAGCAUGGCUCUAUCCCACUCCUCCGCAAAUAUCACGCAAGGACACCUCGGGCGAUGUGCAAAUGAACGACGCACCCAGUGACGUAUCGCGAAACUCGGCCAACAAGUACCCGCAAUUUGCGCAGAUCGAAACCGCCGUCCUAACUUCCAUGCAGAAGCUCAUCAACGAAACCACAGAGCAGGACCUCGAGGCAACCACCACACAAUUGUCCGGUGCCCUAACACUGGCACUAUGCCACAUCAACAAAGCUUCCCAGGCAUUGAAGGGCCCAUCCGGAAACUUGGCAGAGGUAACCCAGCCAAGCGCCAACGUCGCACCCCCCAUGAAAGGUCGCAUCCUCGUCAUUUCCGUAUCCGACUCAGAACCAUCCCAAUACAUCCCUACCAUGAACGCUGUAUUUGCCGCCGCCCACGCCCAAGUAGCCAUCGACACGCUCUCCCUCUCAGGCGACUCCACCUUCCUCCAACAAGCAUGCUUCAACACCAACGGCACCUUUCUCGUGGCCGCAAACCCCAAGGGUCUCCUCACCUACCUCAUGUUUGGUCUCAUAGCAGACACGGAAGCUCGCCAGUCCCUAAUCACGCCGACGCACGACACUGUAGACUUUCGCGCCGCGUGCUUCUGCCACGGAAAGGUGGUCGACACCGGGUUUGUAUGCUCCAUUUGUUUGAGUAUAUUUUGUGAACUGCCAGAAAAUGCGGAAUGCUUGACGUGUGGGACGAAACUGGCACUGGGUAACUACGGCGCCAAGCCAGCGGUUGUGCCUCGGAAAAAGAAAAAGAAGAAGAGGAUUGGGAAUGGGGGCAGUGGACGUGAAGAGACUGGCAGUGCGACUGCUACUCCUUUACGGUAA
Pochonia chlamydosporia 170 is the source of this 1077-nucleotide messenger RNA. Its product is annotated as transcription factor TFIIH subunit Tfb4. The record is from RefSeq and is a predicted model, not a curated record. NCBI's taxonomy places the organism in Eukaryota, Fungi, Ascomycota, Sordariomycetes, Hypocreales, Clavicipitaceae. Bases 1 to 1077 code for a protein of 358 amino acids. Gene Ontology annotation, biological process: regulation of DNA-templated transcription; nucleotide-excision repair. Gene Ontology annotation, cellular component: transcription factor TFIIH core complex; transcription factor TFIIH holo complex. The transcript has a single exon.